AUGGAGAUGGAGCGUAAGCAGAAAAGCCUCUGGCGUGUGGGAAUCGAGUCAGAUACUAGCUCCCUUCCGCUCACCCAGAGUGGGAAUAUGGCUAUUAACCUGGGCGACGAGGGUGAGAGGCACAUGGGAAGUAUGCAAGAGGACAACGGUCUGUUGCGGUCGCUACGAAAUUUUGAGACCUGGAUUGACCGCAAGCUGGGCGUAGAAGCCAUGGGGGUUGAGCGAGUGCCCGAGGACAAGCGACGCCCACCACAGAUUCUGAACAUGAUGUUCUUUUGGUUCUCCGUGCUGACCAGUCCAACCCUAAUCCCUAUCGGCAUGCUGGGUCCUAUCCUUGGACUGUCGGUGCAUACUUCAGUCAUACUGACUAUCUUCGCUGCUAUGACCGGGACCAUCAUGCCCGCCUUUACGGCGACGCUCAGCCCACCCAGUGGCCUCCGCCAGGUGGCCGUCGCCCGUUAUGCAUUUGGCAUCUGGGGAGCCAAAAUCUGCGGGCUACUCAACAUCAUCAUCAACGGCGGAUACGCAGUGAUUGCCGCUGUCGUCGGGGGUCAACUCCUUGUUGCUGUAUCCGAAGACUCCAUCCCACUGGCCGCGGGCAUCGUCAUCAUCGUCGCCAUCGGCUUUCUUGUCUCCUUCUGCGGCUUCACUCUCAUCCAUCACUACGAGCGAUACGCCUGGAUCUUUGCCCUAGUCCUCAUCUGUGUGACAUGGGGCCAAGCCGCGCGGUUCUUUACCUCCACGCCCGGCGUCAGCUCCAUCAGCGGAAUGACCUACAGCGGCGCCUGUCUCAGCUACUUCGCCGUGGUCUUCGGCGUCGCCUGCUCUUGGUGCCCCAUUGCAGGCGACUACUACGUGCACUACCCGGCCGACACAAGCAAAUGGCUCGUCUUCUCCCUCACCUACUUCGGCCAAAUCCUCCCCACCAUCUUCGUCGGCACCCUAGGCAACCACUUCGGCGGCAUCAUCACCUCCAACGACACAAUGUCCACAAUCUACAACACAAAAGGCACAGGCGCCCUCCUCCUAGCAACCCUUCACCCCACCGGCUGGGCCAAAUUCGCCUGCACAAUGUUCGCCCUCACCUUCCUGGCAAACGUAAUCGCAAACAUCUACUCCAGUGCCCUCUGCAUCCAACUCUGGGGCCACCGCUUCCUCGCCAUCCCCCGCUUCGUCUGGUGCGCCCUGCUCUCCAUCUUCGUCCUGGCGUUGGCCUGGGGCGGCCGCGACAAGCUCGAAGAGAUCAUCGACAAUUUCCUCUCGAUCUUGGGCUACUGGACGCUAGCCUUCGGCCUUAUUCUCGCUAUCGAGCACUUCUGGUUCCGGCCUCGCCUGGGCGGGUAUGAUCUAAGCGCGUGGCAGGAUAAGAAGCGCAUGCCAGUUGGGAUUGCGGCUACCGCAGCAUUGGUUAUAGGCAUCGUGUUCUCGUUUUUGGGGAUGAGUCAGACUUGGUAUCUCUCGCCGGUGGCGAAGAGGAUUGGGAAGAAUGGGGGUGAUGUUGGGAAUUAUUUGGUUUUUGCAUCGGUGAUGGUUUUUUAUCCGAUUUUUAGGACAGUUGAGAUUAGGAUUUUUAAGAGGUGA
This is a messenger RNA of Aspergillus alliaceus, 1581 nucleotides long. Its product is annotated as purine-cytosine permease family protein. The coding region runs from base 1 to 1581 and encodes 526 amino acids. The transcript is spliced from 4 exons. Gene Ontology annotation, cellular component: fungal-type vacuole membrane; plasma membrane. NCBI's taxonomy places the organism in Eukaryota, Fungi, Ascomycota, Eurotiomycetes, Eurotiales, Aspergillaceae. Gene Ontology annotation, molecular function: transmembrane transporter activity. Gene Ontology annotation, biological process: transmembrane transport. The record is from RefSeq and is a predicted model, not a curated record.